Messenger RNA from Austrofundulus limnaeus, 6061 nucleotides. It is a transcript of the gene fam131bb, whose product is annotated as family with sequence similarity 131 member Bb. The transcript has 11 exons. NCBI's taxonomy places the organism in Eukaryota, Metazoa, Chordata, Actinopteri, Cyprinodontiformes, Rivulidae. Bases 204 to 1592 code for a protein of 462 amino acids. The record is from RefSeq and is a predicted model, not a curated record.
AAAGGAAUGACACCAUCCUCCCAAACAAGUUCCUUCUCGUUUGACUUUGGCUCGGGACUUGUGUAUUUCUAUGAAGAUGAAGUGACUAAAACGUACAAAGUAAGAGGAGUCUGCACACCUCGUUGUGUUUGCAUUUCCAGCUGUAAAAAUGCUCCGAGGUGCUGGGUGACUGCUUAUUGGAUCAGGCAGGAAGGAAGGCAGCUAUGAGGUUCAGAAAAGCGGCGGAUGGCGUGCCAGUUCAAAAGGAUGGGGAGCAACAUGGACGUUCAGAAUUUUCAUGGGAAGGAAUCAAUCUGUCCAUGGAGGACACCACAUCCAUCCUGCCUCGGCUCAAGAGGAACUCAAAUGCCUAUGGCAUCGGGGCUCUGGCUAAGUCUUCUCUGUCAGGUGUGUCAGGGGUGACCCGCACCAUGAAGGAAAGAGUAACCAAACCCACGGCCAUGGCCCAGGGGCGGGUCGCCCACAUGAUCGAGUGGCAAAACUGGGGCAUGCAGACGGUUGGCUCAGGGGGCCUACCCCAGUCCCGCAUCAGCACCCAGGAGCGGGAAAAAGAGAGGCGGCUGGAGAACGACGCCUACAGUGACCUCAGUGACGGCGAGAAGGAGGCUCGUUUUGCUGCAGGUGUGCUGCAGCAGUUUGCAAUCUCAGAGGCAACGCUCCUGGCGUGGUCCUCGAUGGACGGUGAGAGUCCGCGGUCAGGUUCGAACCAGGGCAGCGUAGCUCACCUGAGCGAGGUCAACCAGGAGAGCAUCACCAGUCGAGAUCAGAUAUUACAUCAUUCCUCUGCAGACGUGUGGCCCCACACGUACGUCUCCCAGGGCCACUACUGCCUCUCCUCCUCUGAUGCCUGGGAGCCGACUAACAACGACCCCUCCGGCGGCGGCGGCRGCGGCAGCAAUGGCGCUGUGACUUCUCCCCCCGCAGGCUCCUACGUCAUGGGGACAGAGGGCUACGACGGGCAGGCGGCGGCUCACUUCCUGUCUCAGCAGCAGCAGUACAGCCUCCAGCAGCAGACUCAGCUGCAGCAGCUGCAGCAGCUCCAGCAGCUCCAGCACUACCAGCAACAGCAGCUCCUGCAGUAUCAGCAACAACAGGCCUUGGAGCACAGGAUGCACAGCGCCAACCACUCCUUACAAGCAACGCCCAACAGCACCAUCCACAGUCUGGUUCACCAGGUUCACCCUCCUCUGGUGGAUCUGUGGAACGUGGGCCAGUUGGAGGCCUAUCAGGCAGAAGCYGGGGGCUACAUGGGCGUGGCGGCGGUGGUGGAGCCGAGCCUGUGCAUUCCCCCCGGAGAGGAGAUGGUGGGGGCCGAUCACUCGCCGCUACUGGAGCAGCAGGAGGAGGAGCAGGUCAAGGAGGAAGMUGUGGUGCUGUCCGUGGAGCCAGAUGCGGCCACGUUGACUCCGCCCACGCAGCAGGGGGAUGCCUCAGGUGGCAGUAGUCCGGGGCAACCUCCCGCAGAACCAAUCACAGAGCGGAAGGCCUCCGAUGUCACCUCUGGCCUCAUUCAGACUCUAGAGGAAAAAGAGGAGGAGGACGACGAAGAGGAGGAGGAGGCGGGGCCGCCCACCUCCAUGGCAACCAAUUGAAAAACUCCUGAUUCACAAACUGACCCGUUAAGUCAGCGAGGAACGAGCAGAGUGCACCAACAUGUCUAUUAAUCUGUUCCCCUUUUUCAGGUAUCAAAACCUUUUUUUGGGUUGGGAUUCUUUAAAAAAAAACGGUGAGCAACAGAUUUGAACGUAGACUCACAGCGAGACAACGCUCAUGCAACAAAGGACACCUAUUUCUUUGUAAGCCUUACAUCCCAAAGGAACGAAAAGUAGAUUGAGAGCAAAGGAGAAGAGGAGGAGGAGGAGGAGCACCAACUGACUCAAACAUUUCCAUGUGGAGGAAGAAAACAGACUGUGAUGAAGAGGAGGGGAAAGAAACAUGCAUGCUCUUUUCAGAAACAGGCACCUCGAUCAAGUCGUCGUCUUAUAACAACGAGAAAAAUCGAACGUAAAUCCACACAAUAAGAACUGUUUUGUAAUAAAGCAAAUAAAAAAAGUCAAAAAUCUAUGUAUACGUGUAGAAAACGGUCAUGCAGGUUUCCAACCGGGGAGCUGCUCUGUUUACAGCUGUUUUUUUUUGUUGCAUCAGUCUGCUCUAAUUAAAUCAAAUCUGAACGAUCUGACGGACGGUUGAAGUAGCCUCCAAAAAUCUCAGCRUUUCAGUGAAAUGUUGUGUGAACACCCCCCACCCUGCUCCCCCCUCUCCACAAGUCAUCUCUUCUGUGACAUUGUGAAGGCACAGCCAGGAGACACGCCUGCUCUGCAGACCGCACACACACACACCGACCCCUGCACAGAUUGUACUGUAACAUAGUGUGCUUCCUACUCUCUCUGUAUGCAUGCAUUUCAGAGUACCACGGAGUACCUGUACUAUACAGCACUAAAUAGACUUUGCACUGAACCCUUAAAUCCCACGUGUGAGCCUGCGGUGAGUGGUGGAGCCCCCCCCCCCCCAGUUUGCACUGAUGCAAUCUAACCCGAUCAGAGUUUGCCUUUGAACUGCAGGCGCUGCAAAGUUCAGAGACGACCAAAACCGAGCCACCCAACAAACCCAAACCUUCAGCUGCUUUCUGUUGUUUUCUACAGGUCAUGACACAUUAAGGUCAAUAACCACUACUUUUGAAUGUACCGGAGGAUGGAGGACAAGUGCGUGAACACUGUAGACGUGUCCCUGUGGUCCACAUGAGAGGAUUCAGCACCGAAGAAACAAACACAAAGAAAGGGGUCUUUCCCAAACGUGGAAAAGGGGAUUCACUGCUGACACAUAGAUGGACAUGACACACACAAAUAUCUAAAUUGUAACCAGCAAUAGACAGACAAACACUGGUCCCCUCCCCUCCAACAGACCAGUGUCAGCUCUGUCAUAUAAAUGUAAAUAAAGUAUAUAGAAAUUGCCUCUCGCUCACAGUCACAACUGUUCGAUUACAGUUUGAUUUCUUUAUUUUUGUACGCCUCGAGUCCCACUUUAUUUUGGGAUUGCUCUCAAAGCUUUGCAAGUUUUUGUUUUGUUUUAUUUUGUUUAAAAAAAGAACACAGAGAUGAAACAUUUGAGCAAUCGAUCAAAGCGAAGGGUGUUUGAGACCCAGCGAGUCCAUCAAUAAAAGUACAGCGGCAACAGGUUGAGGUCAAUCAACCAAUCAGGUAACAGAACCGAAGACUGAGACCGAACACUGGAGGAGAAACUGGUUGGUGUCUUCCUGCUCAUCGUUACUACUGUGAAGCAGCUGCCUGGACGUGUGAAAGUGAAGCCGACAAUGUUUUAUUUAAUUUUAAUUUUGUAUGUUUUCUCGCAUCGAAGGCAGAGUUGGUGUUUCCCAGCGAGAACUGGAGUUCUGAACAGCAGAAAUGGACUUCCUGUGCAUGACUCACUUUACAACAACAGUACAAGCUACUGUUUCACAGGUUCUCUGCUGGGGAGCACCUCCUCUUACUUCAAUGACUGUGUGAGAAACUCUGAAGAGUUAUGGUUUAUUGACUUGAAUGAGUUUUAUCGAUUGCUUCUUUAUGCAAUGAUGGGGACAAUGUUUAUUUUUCUACUGACAUGUUGAAAUCCCUUCCGGUAUAAGUUGGAAUAGGUGCCACGGAUGUAAAGCCAUCUUGUUUUGGUUUGGCUUUGAGCUCUUUGUGCGUAGAAAAAACAAAACAAAAAGAAUAUAGAUAAUCUGGCAGCUCUUAGUGUAAAUAAUCCUGUGUACAACCUCACUUCCUGAAAAGUUGGAAAGUUGUGUAAAACUAAAAGAAUACAAAGAUUAAUAAACCCAUAUAUUUUUCCACAAUGGAACAUAGUAAACUAAAAAAUGAGAACAAAUUUUUAGUAACAAUAAGAUAAUUUUAGAUUUUAUGGUAGGAAAACYGCUAAAAUAAAGUUACAACAGGGUCGUGUCACUGUGCUUUAACAGCCGUUUGUAAAGGUCCAGAAACUGAACUGAGGAGGUCAGCUGGUCCAGUUUUUGGAUCAGAAUUGUUUCUGGAUGGGAGCACAUGUUCUAAAACCUGUAAAUACUUUUCUGCAUCGAUAGUGCUUUUCCAGACGUGCGAGCUGCCCAUGCCAGAGGCACCAAUGCACCCCUAUACCAACAGAGAGGCAGGUUGUUAAACUGUGUGCUGAGAACAGAUUUUAAAAACUGAACUGUGACCUCUGUUCACACACUAUGAUUUGUGGAACUGUUCCUGACCCCUGCACUCGUGUCCAGAACAGAAUAAGACUUGUCUUUAAUGCAGCGGCCCCUGAGGGCCCGACCAUCUAACACUGACUUUCAACCUCGUCCUUUGAGAUCAGAGAUUUUUGAUGAUUUCAUAAACUGUAGAAGAUGGGUUAUUUAAAGUCUUUCCAAUUUUCUAACGGUGAACAUUACUUUGAAAUUGUUCCACCAUUUUUAGUCGCAGUUUUUUGCAGAACCACUGCCCGUCUUGUGCUCCUCCAGCCGUUUCCUCCUCAUACUAAAUAUAUUUUACAGCCUGUUGUGUUAUUUCCCCUGGAAAGUUGUAAAACUUCUCAGUUUAAAUGUUUAUAAUGUUUCUAUUGUGAAUAAUAUAUGGGCUUACAGGAUAAUCAAAUCUUUACUUUUAACUAGUGGUGUCCCGAUGAUACCGAUACCAGCAAUUUUACAAGUACUUGUACUUGUACAAGUAUUGAUACUCCAUUCAGUGUGUUACAGUUAACAUUUCAAGUGAAAAGUUUGUCAGUUCCAUAUUUAAGAAGGUUAUACAAGUAGAAAGCAUUUUUAAUAAAUGUUUUAACAGAAUAAAUUAUGCUGUAUAUSUAAUCUGAUCCAGUUGGGGCUGUAGGCCUAUAAAAAGAGCCAUCUUCAGUAAGUACUCUGUAUCGGUACUUGGUAUCAGCGAGUACUCAUACUCGGUUUGUGACAAACUGGCAUCAGGACACCUCUACGUUUUACACAACAUCCCAACCAUCUCAGAGGUGAGGUUGUAUUUGACUUCACGAGUUCCUGCAGUGACUCAGGAAGAUCAUUAAAAACACUCAACAGCGCUCAAAACCCUCAAACAGUGUUUUUUACCCGUUGGCACAAAUUCGUUUAUUUAUUGAACAAUUACUUGGUCGGGAGAAAAAAUAAAUAAAACUUGUACAGAACCUAUAAUUUCACAUCAUCCCUUUUUCUUUCUGAGUCGGAGACGCAGCGGAAAGAUUUCCUGCUUUUAUCUUUGUUCAAGUUCAAAACACCAUCACAGCUUCUCUGGGCUCGACUGUUGAACAGAAAACAGAUCUCGUUUCACGGGGAAGCACGCAGAAACACAGCUUCAGUUUGAAUUAUUUUGCUUCUUUCUUUGUCAAAGUUUGUUUAUCUGAAUCUCAAUGAAUGAACAAGCAAACAUGAAGCCAAAUAUAUUUCUGUGGAUGUUAAGGUUCACUGCUCGUGUCUUGAUCAUGAGUUUCUCUGUUUUUGUGUCUGUGUGUAAUUUACUGCCAUCUUCUAAAAGUUUCAGUAACUCGUCUUCAAAAAUCUGCCUCCUGUUUUCUGCCUUUCUGUCCUUCUUCUCUGUCUGUUCUGUAAACUCGUGUCUGUCUGUCUAUCUGUUUGUCUGUGUACAGUAAUGAAAUUGUCUGUUGUUUUAAAUUUUCUUUUUUCUUUUUGGAAGAAUCACUACCUGAAGUAACAUGAAAAAUAUCAGUCAAAGUGGGGUUUGAAGCUCUUAAACAAAUACUAUAUGUACAGAAUUUGGAGUUGUGUGGCAAAAAAGAAAAGUUUUAAUAAACUGCUGUAUAAAAUGCUGCAAAAAUCAGAUGGCUUCUGUAAAAUUCUGCAUAAAACUGGAUUUGUUUUUAACGGAGGCAGAGUGACUGAUAACGCACCUAUGCAUGCUUGUUGGAUGGUUCUCGCGGGCCGGUUCUUCCACGUGGUUUCUCCUCUCCUCUCUCUCUGUUUCUUUCUUUCUUUCCCCUCCUGUUCUUGCACGACAGAGCCUUCUUCACUCUCUCCGUCUCCUCUUCUGUUUUUUCCUUCUGGUGGAGAAAGAGCAAAAUAAACAAACCAACAAACAGCCUC